CUUUCCGUCAUAAAAAUAGUGGUGCAUGGAAACUUAAUAAUUUCAAAAUUUUACUAGUUUUCGGCACCAUAUUAAUGUUAACGUAUUACGUGUUGUUUUUUAAAUGUGAGACUGCAAAGUUUACGCGUGUUGGGGAUUCUUUGACAAAAUAUUAUAAAUCUUCACGACUAGAAGAAGAUCGUUUAAACGAUUUAGAAACGAGGGAGGAUAUGGAGAAGUACAUUUUUAGUGAAAAUAAUAAUUCCAAUUUGAGUCAGACUGAUCCCAUAGUUUUGAAAUAUUUGAAAAAGUACCAUUUACAUAAUGGGAUCGUGCCUGGGAGGAAGAUUCACUACCCGACGGUGGUGAAUGAGCUCGAUUUGUAUGUCGAUCUCGCACUGAGGAAAGUUUUAAAGGAUAAAAAGACGGGCGGAUUUUUUGUCGAGUGUGGCGCUAAUGAUGGAGAAUUUAUGUCGAAUACGAUCGCUUUAGAAAAAGAUCAGCAAUGGAGCGGGCUGCUCAUUGAAGGGUCGCCAUUAUUGUCCAAAAUUUUAAGGAGGAAGCGAAGAAAUGCUUGGGUGGCGGAUGUGUGUCUAACGGGAAGAUAUCCAGAAAGAAUUGAAUUCUUAAAACAUAAAAACACCGCGGAAGACUGGCGUAUCGGGAAUGGAAUUGGUAAAAUAAAUCCUGGAAAUAAGUAUGAAAAGCCGCUUCUGAAUUUACCCGAUACCGGACAUUAUUUGGAUCACGGAUUUCUUCCAGAAGAUUACAUCUCUGAAGGAAUGAUCUCCUGUUUCCCGUUAUAUUCCAUCCUCUCCGCAAUUAAUGUCAGCACGGUGGACUUUUUCAGUUUGGACGUCGAGGGACACGAGUACAAAGUGCUUCAAGGAAUUCCUUUCGACUUGCUCGAUAUCAAGGUUAUAAUUGUAGAACACGCAACGACGCCGGAAGGAAAGAACGCUAUUAAAGAUUUAAUGGUAAAAAAUGGCUACAAGUUGUACAUGAAUGGAUCAAAUGAUUACAUUUUCAUUAAAAAGAAUUAUCUCGUAGAGUAAAUUUAGUAACGACGUCGUAAAUUACAACUUGUAAUUAAUUAUUUAAAUUGGAAAAUUUUAA
This is a messenger RNA of Folsomia candida, 1095 nucleotides long. RefSeq lists its product as uncharacterized. The transcript has 5 exons. Lineage: Eukaryota; Metazoa; Arthropoda; Collembola; Entomobryomorpha; Isotomidae. The coding region runs from base 75 to 1034 and encodes 319 amino acids. The record is from RefSeq and is a predicted model, not a curated record.